Molecule: messenger RNA, 447 nt
Organism: Histoplasma mississippiense
Lineage: Eukaryota; Fungi; Ascomycota; Eurotiomycetes; Onygenales; Ajellomycetaceae
Exons: 4
Coding region: 1-447 (148 amino acids)
Biological process (GO): transmembrane transport
Molecular function (GO): transmembrane transporter activity
Source: RefSeq, a predicted model, not a curated record
AUGAGCGACAGCCAAUUUAAGUAUUCCAUAGCUCUUGGAAUUCUCUACCUCUUCCUUGGCGCUUUCUAUACUGUUUUUACCCAUAAUUACGAUUUCGAACUACAUCAGGUCGGUCUAUCAUUUCUCGGUUUACUUCUCGGAAUGAUAACCUCUGCUGCCACCCAUCCUUUUUGGGACUGGAACUAUCGGCGACUUGUGCGUCAACGGGAGGCAAACGGAGGAGUGCCAGGGGAGAGUGAGCCAGAAUACAGGCUACCCCUUGCAAUUGCUUUCCAAUUAUCGGCAGUGGGUUCUUCAGCGCUGGCAAGUGCUAUGGGUGCAAACCUGAUUUUAAGAAGCAUUUUUGCAGCCGCGUUCCCAAUAUUUGGUGUUCGGUAUAUGGAGCACAACUCCGGGCAAAGAGCCAUUGGGCAUCAAGUGGUCAUUCUAAAAAAUGACAAGCCAUGA